UGGGGCUCGGGGGCUCAGUCCCUGGUUGCCCAGGCGCUCGGGGAACUGGGACUCCCCGUGGGGAGGGGAGGAAGGCUGUAAGUCCUAGCGGGACAGGGUCCUACAAAGAGGGGAGGGAGGAGCUGGGUGAGAGGGGCCGGGGCAUUGGGAAGGGUCGCCCAGAGUCCUCCCAGGGAUGGGGUGUGCGGCUUGUCUGAGCGCCCCCGGAGCGCUGGUUCUGUGGGCCGCACUGGGGGCGGCAGCUCACAUUGGACCCGCACCUGACCCGGAGGACUGGUGGAGCUACAAGGAUAAUCUCCAGGGAAACUUCGUGCCAGGGCCUCCCUUCUGGGGACUGGUGAACGCAGCGUGGAGUCUGUGUGCCGUGGGGAAGCGGCAGAGCCCGGUGGAUGUGGAGCUGAAGAGGGUCCUUUACGACCCCUUUCUGCCCCCACUAAGACUCAGUACUGGGGGAGAGAAGCUCCGGGGAACCCUGUACAACACCGGCCGCCAUGUCUCCUUCCUGCCUGCACCACGGCCUGUGGUCAAUGUGUCUGGAGGGCCCCUCCUUUAUAGCCACCGACUCAGCGAACUGCGGCUGCUCUUUGGAGCGCGUGACGGAGCUGGCUCUGAACACCAGAUCAACCACCAGGGCUUCUCUGCGGAGGUGCAGCUCAUCCACUUCAACCAAGAACUCUACGGGAACCUCAGUGCCGCCUCCCGGGGCCCCAAUGGCUUAGCCAUUCUCAGCCUCUUUGUCAAUGUGGCUGGCAGCUCAAACACAUUCCUCAGUCGUCUCCUUAACCGGGACACCAUCACCCGCAUCUCCUACAAGAAUGAUGCCUACUUUCUUCAAGACCUGAGCCUGGAGCUCCUAUUCCCUGAGUCCUUUGGGUUUAUCACCUAUCAGGGCUCUCUCAGCACCCCGCCCUGCUCGGAGACUGUCACCUGGAUCCUCAUUGACCGGGCCCUCAAUAUCACCUCCCUCCAGAUGCACUCCCUGAGACUCCUGAGCCAGAAUCCUCCAUCCCAGAUCUUCCAGAGCCUCAGCGGUAAUGGCCGGCCCCUGCAGCCCUUGGCCCACAGGGCCCUGAGGGGCAACAGGGACCCCCGGCACCCCGAGAGGCGAUGCCGAGGCCCCAACUACCGCCUGCAUGUGGAUGGUGCCCCCCAUGGUCGCUGAAACCCCAUCGAGGAUUGCGCCCGCCCUUCUCAAGCCUCCUCACAAAGGGAGUCACCCCCAAAACAAAGCUAUUAAAGGGACAGAAUACU
Molecule: messenger RNA, 1251 nt
Organism: Manis pentadactyla (Chinese pangolin)
Lineage: Eukaryota; Metazoa; Chordata; Mammalia; Pholidota; Manidae
Gene: CA11
Product: carbonic anhydrase 11
Exons: 9
Coding region: 176-1162 (328 amino acids)
Molecular function (GO): carbonate dehydratase activity; zinc ion binding
Source: RefSeq, a predicted model, not a curated record